Molecule: messenger RNA, 1277 nt
Organism: Aplysia californica (California sea hare)
Lineage: Eukaryota; Metazoa; Mollusca; Gastropoda; Aplysiida; Aplysiidae
Product: solute carrier family 22 member 5-like
Exons: 1
Biological process (GO): transmembrane transport
Cellular component (GO): membrane
Molecular function (GO): transmembrane transporter activity
Source: RefSeq, a predicted model, not a curated record
AUGACCUUCAACCCGGAAGCAUCAACCCUCAUCUCUGAGUGGGGCCUCGUCUGUGACAAGUCCUGGUACGUCUCUGUCGUCAUUUCCGUGCAGAUGGUCGGCCUGGCGGCUGGGGCUCUCCUGACUGGUUACCUCAGCAACAGAUUCGGGAGGAAGAUCGUGCUGUACUCUUGGGUCGCUUUGUGCGGUGUGGCCAAUUUCAUCUCCGUCUUUUCCACGUCUGUCGUCAUGUUCGGAGCCAUUCGAUUCUUCAUCGGCCUCAGCGCGGGGGGAAUUUUAUCUCUCUGUCACGUGUACCCCAUGGAGUUUGUCACCGUCAAGUGGCGGGCGUUUGUGGGGGGGUUUCCCGCUUCGUCUACGGCGAAUGUUGUCCUCGGAGUUCUGAUGUUCCUCACAAAAGACUGGCGAUAUCUUCAUUUGGCCACGGCUCUUCUUUGUCUUCUGGGGUUUUUGACAAUCUUCUGGAUGCCGGAAAGCAUGAGGUGGUUGGCAGUCCAAAACAAAACCGUUCAAGCAAAUGCGGUGGGUCGCAAGAUUUGUAAAUACAACAGACGACCCCCGCCGUUAGAGCCGCUGGAGUAUAUUACGCACGCAGAAGUAGAAGUGGGAGAAAAGACAGACGGACCCAGGAUUAGAGAUUUGUUUGGAAGACGGUUCGUCAAGAAAACUGUGUUUGGGUUUAUCCUGUUUUUUACUUUAUCGCUUAUCUAUUAUUCCAUCGGUUUCGGAAUUAAGGCUUUAUUUGGCAACUUUUACGUCAAUUUCAUCUUGUUUUCGGUGUUCUCAUUCCCUGCUUUCCCUUUCGUUCCCCUCUUCAGUAACAGAUUCGGUCGGCGCAAAUCGAUAUCGGCGUAUUUCUGCUCAGCGUGUGUCAUUUCCACAGCUUUAUUUCUCCUCCACUUUAUCGUGGGGCUUGAGAGCUUGGGCAUGGGAGAGACCAUAACAUCCCUGGUCAUCGUGACCACCGUGGAGCUGGCCUGGAGCACCAUGAUCGCCUUCAUGGUUGAGCUGUUCCCGACCUACAUCCGGACCUUGGGUCUGGGCGUGGUGUACACAGGGGGCCGUGUGGGAGGUAUCGUGUCUCCCUUUCUCAUCCAGGGCACGGCGGGGUCUGUGUACGUGGCCUACAUAGUGAUCGCCGUCUGCACCGCUCUCUGCGCCAGCCUGGCUCUGGGACUUCCUGAGACGAGAUACAGGCGGCUUGGUGACAAGUUGACUGGACAACUGACCACUCCACUGGACACGUUGACUGGACAACUGACUGCUCCACUGGACAC